AUGCCAGAUAUCCCCUUGGAGUUGUUGGCAACUCAUGCCAAUGCCUAUGCAUCUGCGAAUGGAAUUCAAGUUGAGCGUCGGAAGAAGGACGAUCCAGCCAGUGCUUAUUUCGAGUGUGCACCGAUGUCACUGCUCCCAAAUGCCUACCCUAAGGAAGCCUUCGACCAAGCACAGUCGGUAGCCACUGCCUUUAAUGAGCUCGUUGACCGUGUGAGUCGCGAUUCUGAGUUUUUGGAGAAGACACUUGGCGGCGGUGUUGCCGAGCACGAUCUGUUUACUGCUAAAAUUCUUAGUCUAUACAAGGAAGUUUACGGCAACGACGACAGCGUUGCUCAUACUGCUGACCGGCUUGGUAUCCAAAGAAGCGAUUACAUGCUUCAUUCAGUCAAGGAAGGAGAACCAUACCGGUUGAAGCAAGUUGAAUUGAACACCAUUGCUGCGUCAUUUGCUGGUCUAGCAUGUAACAUCGCCGACCUUCAUCGGUAUUUGACAACGAGAUUCGCACCAGAAAUCGAAGACUACCUUUUGACAAACCAGAAAAUAGUCACAGCUUCCACAGAGAGUGCCCCCGGAGUUCCUGAGAAUCCUGCGCUUUCUCGUAUCCCUGCUGCCAUGCAAAUUGCCUUUAACCGAUAUUGCAAAAAGUUUUCCGGUGGAGACAGUGCAAACAAGAUUGUCUUGUUUGUCGUGCAGGAGGGAGAAACAAACACUGUUGAUCAAAGGAUGCUUGAGUUCCGACUAUUCUCCGAUUUUGGAGUUCCCGUAGUGCGCAUGUCGUUGACCAAAGCUUCCAGUGAGAUCACCGUUAGCGACGAUGGUGCGUUGAAGCUUGGAGAUAAAGAAAUUGCAGUUGUGUACUACCGUGCUGGGUAUGCUCCCACAGACUAUCCAGAUGGUGACGAUGGUAUUGAAUGGAAGGCCCGCCUUACACUCGAGAAUUCGCGGGCCGCAAAGUGCCCAUCACUUGGUUACCACUUGGCAGGUACCAAGAAAGUCCAACAGGAAUUGGCUCGACCGGGAGUGCUGGAGCGUUUCUUUCCUAAGGAAGAUGAAAAGGAAAUGGUCGAGAAAAUGAAAUCAGCCUUUGCCGGUCUUUACAGCCUUGGUGAAGACGCGGUCCCAGAAGAUAUUGACGCAGUCCAAGAAGCGCUUGGAGGGAAGGAAGGACAAUUCGUGUUGAAGCCCCAACGCGAAGGUGGAGGUUACAACUUUUAUGGGGCGCAGUUGAAGGAAAAGUUAGAAAAGAACACCAGCGAGGGGAGUGACGGUUCUCUAAAGCUCAGUGAGAAUCUUGCGGAAUACAUUUUGAUGCAACGUCUAUUCCCCCCACAGCAACGAGCUAUUCUCUUGCGUGGCGGCAAAGUUGAGGGCAGUGGUGACAGUAUUUCAGAGCUGGGAUGUUAUGGCACUGUCGUGGUCGACCCAGUGGGAGAAGUGGUUCACAAUGAAUACGCUGGCUUCUUAUUGCGAACAAAGUUCAGCAAUGUCGAUGAAGGAGGUGUUGCCUCCGGCUUUGCUACGCUAUCUAGUCCAUAUUUGUGCUAA
This is a messenger RNA of Cylindrotheca closterium, 1545 nucleotides long. NCBI's taxonomy places the organism in Eukaryota, Bacillariophyta, Bacillariophyceae, Bacillariales, Bacillariaceae. The record is from the annotation of a GenBank genome assembly.